Molecule: messenger RNA, 285 nt
Organism: Micromonas pusilla CCMP1545
Lineage: Eukaryota; Viridiplantae; Chlorophyta; Mamiellophyceae; Mamiellales; Mamiellaceae
Exons: 1
Coding region: 1-285 (94 amino acids)
Source: RefSeq, a predicted model, not a curated record
AUGUCCCGGAACGACGGCACCGCGAACGACGGCGACGGCGAGCGGCCGCGGUACUUGUCGUUCAAGUUCACGAGCGGCGAGCGGUCGUCCGCACUACUCGAGAGGGCGGCGGCGUGGGCGUUCGGGUGCCGCGCGCCGCCGAUGAUCGCGCCGCGUCCGCGUCUACCGGGGGACGCGCCGAUCCCGCGCGGCGUCGAUCUCGGCGCGCUCGUCGCCGCUCGUUCGAACGCGCGCGUCGAGGCCUGCGGGGGACACACGGAAGGAGGAAGGGAUGGACGUGAAUAA